GACCUGAGGACUGAGGUUUCACCUGUGGAUCCUCACGCGCCAGUAGAACCAUUAUGGGGGUCUCCGCGUCCAGCCUGCUGGAUGGAGCCAAGUCCGACUACGUCAGAGGCGAGGCCGAGGCCGAGCUGAAGAGGUUCAGCCCGUACUACAGGAAACAGUUCUCCGUGGCUCGGUUCUCCCAGGUGGAGGACGAGCUGGAGCCGAACAAGGAGAAGAUCACACAGCUGCUCAAACAGAAGGGGCCUCCAGAGGAGGGAGAAGUGCUGUACGAGGAGAACGUCCUUUAUUUUGACGACUCCAGGAAGUGGAAGGAGCGGUACGUGGUGGUGAGAGCCAACUACUGCCUGGAGUGUCACGACAGCCUGGAGACGUUCGUUAAAGGAGUUCCCCCCCGUGACAAACUGCUGCCUACAGGGGGCACCGUUCUGACCACGGAGGAGGCCUACAUGGCCUUGGUGGACCGCUGCUUUCCUGACGACAGCAAUGUGAAGGAGGACUUCGCUCCGCCCUUUUCAGGGAUGCCGGGUCAAUUCCCAGUUUACCUGCGCCUGCCCUACCGGAGGGACUCGUACUUCUGCUUCAGGCAGCAGGUCAAGCAGGCCACCUUCAUCUCCUUCCUGUCGGACUGCAUCCGGCACCAGAACCACGACUUCCUGAAGAAGAAGACGUGUGAGGUCCAGGCCUUCCUCAAAGCCAUCCAGCUCUACCGGCAGGACCAGGGCAAGUACGAGGUGUGGGACAUGCUGAUCGGGAGCGACGUCAGGGUGAUGGCCAACCUGGUGAUGGAGAAGCUGCUGCCGUCUCUGGAGAAAGACCUGCUGCCUCGACUCAAAGCCAAGAAGUCGGAGAGGAAGAGGAUCUGGUUCACCACGGUGGAGGACGCGUACAUUCAGGUCCAGGAGCAACUUUUGGAAGGACUGUCUGUGCUGAAGAAGGACUGCAGGACAUUGGUCCGGCAGCAGGAGGUUCUGAUGCACACUGACAUGGACCAGAUCCUGAACACCAGGCGGCAGCUGGAGGAGAAGAUCCGAGCCAAAGUUUCAGAGCCUGCAGAGAAGCUCUGCUCCGAGUCCGUUCAGCCGUACCUGGGCUCGGUUCUGGAGGAGAUGAUGGAACCCAUCAGCUCCGGUUUCCUGGAGGGUCGGCAGCUGAGCGAAACGAAGAUGAACCAGGCGUGUCAGGAGGUUCUGCAGGGCGCCACCAACGAGCGGCUGAAGGAGGUUCUGGCUGAGAUGGCGAGACCGAACCUGCUGAGCUGCUACCAGAAGAUCGGCUCCCUGCAGGAGAAGCUGAAGCUUCUGCAGGAGAGGUUCAGCUUCUCCAACAUGAGCGGAGUGAUGCACAGCGCUCAGCUCGACCUGCAGCAGCUGAUCGAGAACGCAGCGCACACGUUCGAGCUGCUGCUCUUUAAAGCCGUGGAGGAAAACCCUGAAAACGCCGCCGCCGCCACAGAGAAGACCAAACAUCGAGUGCUGAAGCAAUACGACUACGACAGCAGCACGGUGAGGAAGAGGAUCUUCCAGGACGCCCUGGUCUCCGUCACGCUGCCCUUCAUCAAGAAGAACCUGGCUGCGACCCGCACAGCGGAGCUUCAGGGUCUCGAGCAGAUGAUUUACUCCGACCACUCCAACUUCAUCCACGUUGAGAACGUUUAUGAGAACAUCCUCCUGGAGAUCCUGGACCAGGAGGUUUCUAAAGUGGUGAAGGAAGCAGCCAGCCUCCACAAACACAACCUGUUCACCGACAGCAGCCGCUCCAGCCUCUCCUCCCCGCCCAGCAGCCCCGCCCCCAUGCUGGCCUCCCCCGUCAAAAGCACCUACGAGGCCCUGCCCCCGUCUCCUCUGGCGGUCAACGGUCUGCCGCCCGGCCUCCGGAGGGCGCAGGAGCAGGAGGAGGCGCAGAGCAAAGCCUCGUCAGACACGUCUGUGGUGGAGACGCUGCUGGGGAGGGCCAAACAGAAGGAGGAGGGGGCCAAGGCUUGUCCGGAGGCAGAGGAGCCAGAGACCAAAGCUGCAGAAACGGUGAAGGAAGAGGCGGGCAUCAGUGGAGAACCGGAGUCCAAACAUCCCGCAGAGACAGAAACCCAAAGAGCUGAGACGCCAGACCCAGCAGCUGCCGGGACCGUGACCCCCCCACAGGAAGUGGUUCCUGCAGAAACUCCUACAAACCAUCGACAAGAAGCAGAAACCACUUCGCCACACACUCCACCCCCCGAUGGAGCGAGUAUAAGACCAACAGAGGAACCUGUAAAGUCUGCAGGAGAGGACCCCCAGCACGAGGAAACACCGCAGAGCUCAGAGGUCCGGUUUGAAGCACCUCCUGGUGGGGAGGAGGUCACAGCUGUCUGCAUCCAGCUGAGGGAGGAAGGAGGAUCCAUCACGGCUUCGGACCCCAAUUCUCUGGACGUCUCUGUGGACAGUGACUCCCCCCUGUCGGAUCUGGAGUCUGUCUCCACCACCUCCGAUGUCUUGGAGGUCGCUCACCCCCCCGAGAGCUCAGAGGAGACCGGCGAGGAUAAAACUGUAGGAGAGCCGACCGUGGUCCAGACGGAGGCUGCGAGCAGCGCCGGACCCUGCGCCGAUGGGAAAACAGAGACUUUGGCUUCGGCGGCCGAGCCUUCAGCGUCUCCGACCUCUGAACCUGAAAAAGAGGCCACGCCUCCCCGCCCUAAGAUCCCGCCUCCAGACUGCGUCAAGGCGAUCCGGGACCUGGUGGUGGAGGUGAUUGAGGUGGAGCAGCCGGUGCAUCGUUACCCACAAGAAGAAUGAGAGGAGGAGGUUCUGCUGCUUUGACCACCAGAACCGCAGAAACGCUUCGGAGAACCUUCUGAAGUGAACGU
This is a messenger RNA of Nematolebias whitei (Rio pearlfish), 2839 nucleotides long. RefSeq names its product niban apoptosis regulator 1a (gene niban1a). The transcript is spliced from 14 exons. The record is from RefSeq and is a predicted model, not a curated record. NCBI's taxonomy places the organism in Eukaryota, Metazoa, Chordata, Actinopteri, Cyprinodontiformes, Rivulidae. The coding region runs from base 54 to 2768 and encodes 904 amino acids.